Messenger RNA from Solanum pennellii, 1309 nucleotides. RefSeq names its product thioredoxin-like 1-1, chloroplastic. The transcript has 4 exons. Bases 114 to 899 code for a protein of 261 amino acids. Gene Ontology annotation, biological process: cell redox homeostasis. The record is from RefSeq and is a predicted model, not a curated record. Lineage: Eukaryota; Viridiplantae; Streptophyta; Magnoliopsida; Solanales; Solanaceae.
UUGUUCAUUUCUCACAUUUUUCAAACCUUUUAUUUUUGUACCCCUUCACUUUACUCUUCAUUGAAGAAAAAAAAAAACUUUUUUCAUAUUCCCAAUUUCCAAUCUCAGGUUCCAUGGAGAAAUUGUUGAAUAAGGCAGUAUUUUUUCCAUCAAUUUUGAAUUCUAGUGAUAUUUAUCAUUAUAAUCAACAUGCGGUUUGUGUUUUUCCUAUGAAAUUUAAUAGAAGAUAUCACAAAUCAGCAGUUGCUACUGCUCAGAUGAGCAUAGGUAUCAAGAGAGCUCCUAAAUGGUGGGAGAAAGGACUUCAACCGAAUAUGAAAGAGGUGACGGGUGCUCAAGACCUCGUUGACACCCUUCUAAACGCUGGGGAUAAACUAGUCGUUGUCGAUUUCCUUUCCCCUGGCUGUGGAGGCUGCAAAGCCCUUCAUCCAAAGAUAUGUCAGUUAGCAGAGAUGAAUCCGGAUGUGCAGUUUUUGCAUGUGAACUAUGAGGAACACAAGUCAAUGUGUUACUCGCUGAACGUACAUGUUCUCCCAUUUUUCCGUUUCUAUAAAGGUGCUGAAGGUCGUCUUUGUAGCUUUAGCUGUACCAAUGCCACGAUAAAAAAAUUCAAAGAUGCAUUGACAAAGUAUGGUCCAGAUUGUUGCAGCCUCGGACCAGUUAAAGGGCUCGAGGAGAAAGAGCUACUUGCCCUAGCAGCUAAUAAGGACCUAUCUUUUGCUUACACACCAAAAACAGAAGAACCAGUGCCUCUUGCCUUAGAAGAAGUUAAGGUGAUAAAAACAAGUAGACAAUCUUCAUCUCAUCCCAAUACAUUCUCCCCGUUACCACUUCCCCUUCCUCUUCCUCUUCCUCUAGCAUCAACUUUGCAUAAGGCCAAACAGGACUCAAAGAGUUAAGUUUGUUAAGACAUCGGACCUUGGUCUAAGUAAACUCGAAAAGCUAUGCUCAAGUCUAUAAAAAAGGAACUACAGUCCUUAAGACUAUAAAAGGAACAACAGUCCUUUCCUCAUCAUGUGAGUGAGACAUUCUAACACCCUCCGUCUAGAAUGGAGGGUAGACUUAUCUCUAAAAGUUUUCGCUCGAGAUCCAUAUGAAAAGAUGAGUCGUCCUGGAUGAUUUUGAGAUUCAUCUGUAAACUGUAUUAUAGAGGUUAUGGAUGCACAACUAUCUAGUGUGUUUUUUAAUGUACAUAAUGUCUAUGGUUGCUAUAAAUAUUUUAUGUGAACCUGGUAUUCAAAUGAAAUGAGUUCUAGUAAAGAGAGUAUAAAGGAUGAACAAAAUAAAGUUACAUCUCUCAGUUUUCGAA